This is a messenger RNA of Stegastes partitus (bicolor damselfish), 2586 nucleotides long. RefSeq names its product protein phosphatase 5, catalytic subunit (gene ppp5c). NCBI's taxonomy places the organism in Eukaryota, Metazoa, Chordata, Actinopteri, Pomacentridae. Gene Ontology annotation, molecular function: hydrolase activity; protein binding. The transcript has 13 exons. The record is from RefSeq and is a predicted model, not a curated record. The coding region runs from base 1 to 1476 and encodes 491 amino acids.
AUGGCGCACGUAUCGGAAAACGGCAGUGAGAAGAAGAUGGCGGAAGGAGGUAAUGAUGCGGAGCUACUCAAGGAGAAGGCGAAUAAGUACUUCAAAGAGAAAGACUACGAAAAUGCUAUCAAGUACUACUCAGAGGCCGUGGAGCUCAAUCCAUCCAAUGCCAUCUACUACAGCAACCGAAGCCUGGCAUACCUACGCACAGAGUGCUAUGGGUAUGCCCUGGCGGAUGCGACGAAGGCCCUGGAGAUAGACAAAAACUACAUAAAGGGAUAUUACCGCCGUGCCACCUCCAACAUGGCACUGGGCAAGUUUAAAGCUGCACUUAAGGACUAUGAGACGGUAGUGAGGGUCCGACCAAAUGACAAGGAUGCAAGGAUGAAGUAUCAGGAAUGUAACAAGAUUGUGAAGCAGAAGGCUUUCGAGAGAGCCAUUGCCAGUGAUGAGAUCAAAAAAUCUGUUGUUGACUCACUGGACAUCGAAAACAUGACGAUCGAGGAUGACUACGUAGGCCCCAAACUUGAAGACGGGAAGGUCACAUUGAAGUUCAUGAAAGAGAUGAUGGAGUGGUUCCAGGACCAGAAGAAACUGCACAGAAAGUGUGCUUAUCAGAUUUUGGUGCAAGUUAAAGAUGUUCUAUCAAAACUACCAAGUCUUGUUGAAAUCACAUUAAAAGAGACAGAAAAAAUAACUAUUUGUGGUGACACCCAUGGGCAAUACUACGAUCUCCUCAACAUCUUCAAGCUGAACGGCUUACCCUCAGAGACCAACCCUUAUCUGUUCAAUGGCGACUUUGUGGAUCGUGGCUCUUUCUCCGUCGAGGUCAUUCUUACCCUGUUUGGCUUCAAGCUGCUCUACCCUAACAACUUCCACGUGCUUAGAGGUAACCAUGAGACGGACAACAUGAACCAGAUGUAUGGAUUUGAAGGGGAGGUCAAAGCCAAGUACACAGCCCAGAUGUUUCAGCUUUUCAGCGAGGUCUUCCAGUGGCUGCCUCUCGCACAGUGUAUCAACAGCAAAGUGCUGGUAAUGCACGGAGGGCUGUUCAGUGAAGAUGGUGUCACAUUGGAGGAUCUCAGGAAGAUUGACAGGAAUAGACAGCCUCCUGACUCAGGUCCCAUGUGCGACCUUCUUUGGUCAGAUCCACAGCCUCAGACUGGCCGAUCAAUCAGCAAGCGGGGAGUGAGUUGCCAGUUUGGGCCAGACGUGACGGAGCGCUUCCUGGACCAGAACAAGCUGGACUACAUCGUGCGUAGUCAUGAGGUUAAAGCUGAGGGCUACGAGGUCACUCACUCAGGGAAGUGCAUCACCGUGUUCUCAGCACCCAACUACUGUGAUCAGAUGGGAAACAAAGGAGCAUAUAUCCACCUCAGGGGAUCAGACCUCAAGCCAGAAUUUCACCAGUUCACUGCUGUGCCUCAUCCGAAUGUCAAGCCCAUGGCGUAUGCCAACACGCUAAUGCAGUUGGGGAUGAUGUAGAGGCCACGCUAAUCUGUCUGUGACACUGAUGACCUCCCAUCGGACCUGAACCAUCCCUGCCACCUCAUUCCCUCCAGUGCUCGGACAUGCUCUCGUUGAUGCUUAGCCUAAGGGAUCCCUCUCCCCAACAAACUUCCGCUAGUUGUACGCAGAAAAUACGUGGUGUAGUUCAGAUGGGAAGAGAUCACUUAGACCAGCCCAGUCCAGAAGUGGAUAUGUUCUUUACGUUAUUGGUUAAAACUGGAAAAUCUCCAUUUCCAUUGUCCAUUUGCCUGCUCAUGUAUUCCAUCACUGGGUAAAGAAACCAACGCCGAGAAUUUCAGACAAGUCUCUUUCAAGCUGCUUGGUUUUUAAAUAUUUGAUAUAUUUAGCAGAUGGCAUCACAUAUCUGGUAUGUACCAAAGAUCUGUAAUGAAAUGAUUGUUCAGUUUUUGCAAGGAGCAUCUGACUCUGAAACCUAGCAUUGUACCGUUGGCCUGCAUACACAGUCUAGAGCUUUGUAAACUGGUUCAAGAGCAGCAUGUCUAUCAGUGUUUCUCAAAAAACCCUACAGUAUAACAGUUUACUUUUAUAUUUUACAGGAAUACAAAAUCUGAUUACAUGUAUGAUCCCACUCCAAAAAAAAAAGAGAUUAUCUCUGGGUACACUCUUAAAGGUGCUGUUUGCCAUUAGUGGUGUAUUUAGCUGGUUCAGUCACGUAGCUGGUAACAUUUAUUUUGCACUGCUGCACUGCUUCCUGUUGGGGAAGAUACGGCUGCUGUCCAUGUUUUCAUCCUUGAUCGUCAUUGUGCCACUCACCCGGCAGCUCCCGCACAGUCUACUCUCCACAGUAGCUUUGGUGUAAAGCAAACACUGAUGGCACUCUAGUCCCCAAUACAUGUUCGAUUACUGGUGACUUGUUACCCCGUGUGUGGAUUUCUUCAGUACACAAACGUCCAAAAUGCAAUCCUGUCUUGAAACGCACAGCUGCAUUGUCCAAUGGCCCUCAACUUUUUAGAUAAAGAAAUACACUCAUGUGUAUGUAUAUAUACUGUAUCAUUUAAAGAUUCUGUGUAAUGUUUGGAGAAAAUUCUUGAAUAAAAAAAGCCAGUCCAGUGAUUUUAGAAAUAA